Molecule: messenger RNA, 3008 nt
Organism: Salvelinus fontinalis (brook trout)
Lineage: Eukaryota; Metazoa; Chordata; Actinopteri; Salmoniformes; Salmonidae
Product: thymidine kinase 2, mitochondrial-like
Exons: 10
Coding region: 74-916 (280 amino acids)
Cellular component (GO): cytoplasm; mitochondrion
Molecular function (GO): deoxynucleoside kinase activity
Source: RefSeq, a predicted model, not a curated record
GAGGUUAUUUGAUACACGGAACUGGAAUGCCACGUGACAGUCGAGCCCUGUGUGUUUCAGAUAAUUAUGCGAGAUGUCGUUUAACUGUCUUUGUAUUAACAAAUUGUGGAGAUCUGCUAUACGACUAUCUUCUAACGCUGCUGUCACGUCAAAGCGAUUAGUGGCUAUUCGCUGCAAAAUAUUUGGUGAUACGCGCGGUGAGCUCUGCCAGACGAGAGCCCAUAGUAACAAUACACAGCACGUCUCAAGAAAGCUGGUGCGGAAUGAGAAGGAGAAGAAGUUAGUGAUCUUUAUAGAGGGGAAUAUUGCUAGUGGGAAGACAACAUGCCUAGAGUAUUUCAGCAAAACCAGUAACAUUGAGGUGCUGACUGAGCCAGUUUCCAAAUGGAGGAAUGUUCGAGGGCACAACCCCCUGGGGUUGAUGUACCAGGACCCUACUCGAUGGGGCAUCACUCUACAGACCUAUGUUCAGCUAACCAUGCUGGACCGACACCUCUCAACAAUGUCAGCCCCAGUGAGAAUGAUGGAAAGGUCCAUCUACAGUGCCAAGUACAUCUUUGUGGAAAAUCUUUUCAGAAGUGGGAAGAUGCCCGAGGUGGACUUUGCUGUUCUUAGUGAGUGGUUUGAGUGGAUCACACAGAACAUUGCCAUUCCUGUCGAUCUUAUCGUUUACCUCCAGUCGUCUCCACAGACCUGCCAUGAGAGGCUGAAAGAGCGAUGCAGGGAGGAGGAGAAGAUCAUUCCUUUGGAAUAUUUAGAGGCAAUCCAUCAGCUGUAUGAAGACUGGCUGAUAAAGAAGACGUCCUUCAAUGUUCCUGCUCCAGUCCUUGUAAUUCCAGUGGACGAUGACUUGCAGAAGAUGCUCCACCGGUAUGAGGAGAACAGAGAGAAGAUUUUAGCAGGGAGCAAUGUGUGACUGAAGUACUCAGUACCCCCCCGUCCCCGUCAAUCUACUCACAAUACCCCAUAAUGACAAAGCAAAAACAGCUUUUUAAAAAUGUUUUAAAAUUUAUAAAAAAUAAAACUGAAAUAUCACAUUUUACGUAAGUAUUCAGACCCUUCACUCAGUACUUUGUUGAAGCACCUUAGGCAGCGAUUACAGCCUUAAGUCUUCUUGGGUAUGACGCUACAAGCUUUGCACACCUGUAUUUGGAGAGUUCAUCCCAUUCUUCUCUGCAGAUCCUCUCAAGCUCUGUUAGGUUGGAUGGGGAGCGUUGCUGCACAGCUAUUUUCAGGUCUCUCCAGAGAUGUUGGAUCAGGUUAAAGUCCGGGCUCUGGCUGGGCCACUCAAGGACAUUCAAAGACUUGUCCCAAAGCCACUCCUGCGUUGUCUUGGCUGUUUGCUUAGGGUCGUUGUCUUGUUGGAAGGAGAACCUUCGACCCAGUCUGAGGUCCUGAGUGCUCUGGAGCAGGUUUUCAUCAAGGAUCUCUCUGUACUUUGCUUUGUUCAUUUUCCCCUCAAACCUGACUAGUCUCCCUGUUCGUGCCGCUAAAAAACAUCCCAUAGCAUAAUGCUGCCACCACCGUGCUUCACCUUAGGGAUAGUGUCAGGUUUCUUCCAGAAGUUUUUUCCAGACGCUUUGUAUUCAUGCCAAAGAGUUCAAUCUUGGUUUCAUCAGACCAGAGAAUCUUGUUUCUCAUGGUCUGAGUCUAGUUGCCUUUUGGCAAACUCCAGGCGGGCUGUCAUGUGCCUUUUACUGAUGAGUGGCUUCCGUCUGGCCACUCUACCAUAAAGGCCUGAUUGGUGGAGUGCUACAGAGAUGUCUGUCCUUCUGGAAAGUUCUCCCAUCUCCACAGAAGAACUCUAGAGCUCUGUCAGAGUGAGGAUUGGGUUCUUGGUCACCUCCCUGACCAAGACCCUUCUCCCCCGAUUGCUCAGUUUGGCUGGGCGGCCAGCUGUAGGAAGAGUCUUGGUGGUUCCAAACAUCUUCCAUUUACGAAUGAUGGAGGCCACUGUGUUCUUGGGGACCUUUCAAUGCUGCAUAAAUGUUUUGGUACCCCUCCCCAGAUCUGUGCCUCGACACAAUCCUGUCUCGGAGCUCUACGGACAAUUCCUUCGUCCUCAUGCCUUGGUUUUUGCUCUGACAUGCACUGUCAACUGUGGGACCUUAUAUAGGCAGGAGUGUGCCUUUCCAAAUCUUGUCCAAUCAAUUGAAUUUACCACAGGUGGACUCCAAUCAAGUUGUAGAAACAUCUCAAGUAGGAUCAAUGGAAACAGGAAGCACCUGAGCUCAAUUUCGAGUUUCAUAGCAAAGGGUCUGAAUACUUAUGUAAAUAAGGUAUUUGUUAUUUUGUAUGAAUUUGCAAACAUUUCUUAACCAGUUUUUUUCCGCUUUGUCAUUAUGGGGCAUUGUGUGUAGGUUGCUGAGGAUUUGUAUUGAUUUAAUCCAUUUUAGAAUAAGGCUGUAAUGUAACAAAAUGUGGAAAAGGGGUAUGAAUACUUUCUGAAGGCAAUGUAUAUAUGCUGCACCAACAAUGGCAGUAGAUAUGUUUCUUGUCUGUAAGCAGGUUAUUAUAGUCCAAGAGAGAACACCAGAAUCAGCUAGUGGAGUUUCUUGUCCACUGUUACACACUGUCUUAGAACAACUCUCUGACCGGUACAUUUUCAGACAUUUUCAGUUUUUGUUUGUUUCACUGACCAUGAUGGAUUCUCUCUAUACGGGAACAUGAUGCAUUGUUGGUUUCGUAAUGUUGAUCACGUGGUGACAGCCCUAAAAUAAUACCUACAUUUUACAACUGCUGGGACAUAGCGGUACCACCUCUGUAAUACAAAGCAUAUAUUUUAGGGGGCUGCUGACUAACAUAGCUAUGUGUUUUGUUAUUUUAUUUACUGCUAAUAUAUAGAGGAACAUGUUGUCAGGCUGGAAUUGCACUUAGUUGUAAACAGUUAUCGGGUUUAAAUAUUGUACUCUUUCGCUGAGUUAGUUUUAAUAAAUGCCUAAAAGUGAUUUUUGUACAAUAACAUGUUAAUUUAUGCUAUAUUGCUGAAUAAAGUUAGUGUAACUGUC